UGUAGCUUGGGGGUUGUAUCUUCAGAGAGGGAGGAGACGCUCGUAGAAAACACUGCUAGCUUCAGCAGAGGAGCUGCUGCUAGGCAAUUACAGCAGCGACGAACCGAGAGAGAGAGAGAGAGAGGAGGGUGGCCACCGAAACUAAUCAAAAAGAGCCAGCACCUGAACCAUCAAUCGAUUUCUAACAGAUAAAAGGCGAUCAAUCAAUCAGCCGGCAGGCUAACCUUCGGGGAAACGCGGAAGUGUAACUCAACGUCAACGUGACUUAUUAUCUAUCGGUGACAACAUGGCUGAAUCUACCGUUAGCAUCGACAAGAACAAACUACCUGGAGUGAAAGAGGUGUGCCGAGACUUUGCCGUGCUGGAGGACCACUGCCUGGCCUACAACCUCCAGGAGCAAGAAAUCGAGAGCCACUUGGCGUCCAACGUCAAUAAGAGCCGUCUGGUGCAGACGGACCUGCAGGUGGCCAAGAAGCUGCAGGAGGAGGAGGAUCUGAGGGCCAAGGGCCAGAACCAGAAACAGCACGUUGACAUCGAGCGUCAAGACAAUGAGAUCGCCCAGGAGAUUCAGGAUCAACUGGUCCGACAGGCAGAACAACAGCGACAACAGGAAGAGAAGGAUGCGGCCAUAGCUCGUAAGCUGCAGGAGAAGGAGAUGAAAGAGGAGAGGAGGAGACAGAAGCAGCUGGAAGCAAACUUUGAGGAGGAGUACUUUGAGGAUCACGGAGCUGCAAGACAAACCCUUGACUUGGACAAACCCGCCCGCCACAAAUCAAGUUCCCCAGGCCGACAUGACGCACACGCACAUCGUGAUAACUCCCCAGAUUAUAGCUCGACCGAGCCCAAAAGGAGCAGGUACCCAAGGCAGGACCCAGCAGCACCCCACAGCCGAUCCAGAUACCCUGAGCACCACCUAGUGGCAGAAGGAGGGCGAAGCAGACAUGCAGAUCCGUACCCAGAGCACCUGGUGCCCCAUAGAGGCAAGCAUGGGGACAGGUACCCAGACUAUGAGCCCACAGAGACCGGCAGAGCCAGGGUCCCACGGGGGGAGGACACAGAGAGAGUGGUGAGGAGGAAAGAGAGACCAACCAGGCCACCUCCACCACAAAGCACCAUAGAGAGAGACAAGGCCUGGGACAGAAAAGGGGACAGGCAUCAUGAACGAGACAGGGGCAGAGACCUGGAAUGGGAGAGGCACAUGGGAAGAGAGCAGCAGAGGAGAGACAGGGAGCAGGACCCUAGAGUGGGGAGAGCUGGAGGAAGAGAGAGGGAAAGAUCCAGAGAAAGAGUACUGAGUGGGGACAGACAGAGAGAGAAAGACAGGCAGAGACAGAAAGACAAAGACAGACAACGAGCGAGGACCAGGAGCACGGAGAGAGUGCUUGAGGAGGAGCCGGGGCACAGCAGGGACUUGCCCAAGGAGGGCAGGUCUUCUUGGGAGGAGGAAGGGGAUGCUGGUGAGAGGGAGAGGAGGGCCGGAGGCCGGCAGCGUGUCCACUCCGGCCCCGACGAGGUGUUUGACGAGCUGGAUGAGCGGGGCGGGGGUCCCGGCAGGGAACGCAGUCAGUCCCACACCAACGGAGAGACAGGUCGUAUCGUGCACCGAGGGAGCGGAGCAGUGAUUGCAGAAACUGAGUACGGAGUGAGCGAGGCCACCAAGGGUUUGACGAAGCUGGAUAUCCGCGAGCAGGAGCUGAAGGACAUGGAGGUGGCCAGGAAAAUGCAAGAGGAGGAAAUCAAGGCCAGCAAGAUGCAUGUGCGUGCAGCCCAAGUGGCGCAGGAUGAGGAAAUCGCCCGACUGCUGAUGGAAAAAGAGAAGAAGGAGUACAGGAAGAACCAAGAACGGGAGAACGACAGAGAGCGGGAGAAAGAGAAGGAGCGAGAGAGGGAGAGGGAGAGAAUGGCAAUGGAAAGGAGGCGGCCGGAGGGAGACCAUCGGCCAAACUCGGAGGAAGUAGUCCGGCCCAGAACACGAGAUGAGCAUGAACACCAGAGGCAGAGGAACCACCACAACAACAAACCUGACAGGCCUCCUCAGCCUCGUGCACACGACUAUGAGAAUGUGAACUCUAGCUACGGCUACUCGGACCACCACGCUCCCCCUCGCGCUCCCACCAGACCUGAGGCUGCUCACAAAGGUGCCUAUUACAAGCGGUGACUCAGGCUCUCUACCGACAUGCUGUCAGUCCUCCUCCAUCCUCUUCUUCUUUUUUUAAUUUAUCUUUUUUGUUUUCAACCAUUCGCACUCUGUUGACCAAAAGCCUUGGGACAAUCUAAUGAGCUGGCAAUGGGAUUUUUUUGUUUUUGUUUUAAUACCCUCCAAAGUCGGCCCAGAGUUUAAGGAAGUUAAGGGCCUGUGAGUGCUGGAACCACACUCAUCUUUUCCUUUUUCUUUUUUAUUUGUAAAUUGUGAUUAUUUCUUUUAACUGACUCGACAUCAAGGCAAGCCAAAACAGCCGCCUUAGUUGUGACAUCAACUCCCCUUGAUUCUUAGCUGUUGAAACCUCCUGUGGUCAUUAUGUGCUGAUGUUCGUCCAUCACAAGGGCUCGAGGCCUCCGCUGGAUAUAAACCAUGCAAUCUCUAAAUUCCUCAUGACUCUUCAUGGGACGUGCCUGUCUGGUCCAACACGGCUGCUGCUGCUGCUGCUGCUGCUGCUGCUGCUACAGUGUCUUAGAUACCAACAUGGCAGCUGCUUUCUACACCCGUGCUGCAGUUCUGUUCUCUUGUCACGCUGUGCAACGAGGCUACUUAUCCAUGUGCCACGCAGCUACGACUCUGGAGGGAUUCUGUUUGCUGUAUUCAAACAACACAAAACAAAUAAGCCUUUUUAUCAAGAUGCUGGUAGUUUUGGCUUCGACUUGUUUUCCCACCAUGUUCCAGUGCCGAAGGAGGUGGAGCUUUGUGAUGAUCUAUGGACAUUUUAGUUGGCUGUUUUCUUCUGCUUGUGAGGGACUUCACCCUUCAAACUGUGGACGGAUGAUACUCUUGUGUAUGACUCACUGUUUCUAUGUGCAUGCUUACUGAAAGUGUACAACUGUGUACAUGCAUUUCAGCUCUAUAUCAAAUGAUCUUUGUCAGAAAGGGCUAAAGCCACAAAACGCCAAUAAUCUCUCUCUUUCUCUUUUGUGAAUGAACAGAAUAGUUCAUAUCCUGCUGUACAAUAUAUCUGCCGCUCUUUCAUAUCGGCUCAUCAUUUACAAAAACCAAAACUGGCCCAUAAAAGAACCAGUACCAAAAUGAAAUGCAUGUACAUUGCUUGUCUGUGUCAAAAAUCUGAAUUCAUGCUCGUGCUUUCGGCACAGACGUCGCGCGAUUGAAUAUUUGCUCUCGUUUUAUUUUAAUGUAAAUAUCAAUUUUUUUAUUUUUUAUUUUUACUUGUGCCACCAAAUUAUGUUGGAAAAUACAAGAUUCUCUCUUCAGUCCCUUCAUCUUGUGUCCCGCUAGUUAUCUUUGUUCAGAAAGGGAGUCUUAUAUAUUAUUUUUAUACAAUAUUUAGUUGGUCUUUCCUCAGAUUGUUCCCUUAAUUUCCAUCCCCCCCCAUCAAGCAACAUCCAGGCCUCUUCUCUUUGUCUCAAGCUUAAAGGCAGCCGACAUCACUUCCUGCUUGCAGAAAACACAAACAUUCCCACAAUAGAAGUGAAUCUGGAUGGAGGGAAAUCGGCUCAAAUAGAUAUAUAUUACUGCACAAAGGGACCUAUUUUUGUGUUUUUACUACUCCGGGAUCCAUUAUUUUCUGUUCAUAUUGAAUAAUGAGGAUGAAAAGGAAAAUGAAGAGCACAGUCGAGCUUUUGAGUCUACUGAAAUGUUUAAAAGUGAUUCAGUCUUUGAACAUUUUAGUGCCGCUUCCAGGUGCUCACGUUGCUAAAAUUAUAAACUGAUUCCCUCCCUGUUCAGAGAAAGAGGUGUUUGUAUUGCCGAGGACAAACGCGUAGGUGUUAUUGAAUUAUAAUAAUGUGCUAAUUGCUGUUGACAGAAUGAGAUUUGUGCCAUAUGUUUGUAAUUUUUUUUCAGGGACUUGAAAAUGGGGGAAAAGCUUAAGAGUUGUAGUGGAUGUAGCAGAGCUACCACACCCGCAGAGGUGGGACUCCUUAUUUAUUGUUUGGUGAGAGCACCACCAUGUGGACAAAUGAAAAAACAGUGUACAAAAACUGACAUGAUCGGGAUGCGUCUUUGUGUAUUUGUGGAUGUUGUGCAUCGGACAUGGAGUGUUGUCUACAUCAAACAUCGAGUGCUUUUUAAUUUUCUUUAAUCCAGGGCUUGUAUGCAAUCUACCAAUCAUGAAUCAACACAUACUGUGUGUGUUGGCACUUGCUGUAACAGGAUUUUUUUUAAGUAAAACGAAUUAACAAGUUGCUUUUUCCUAUAGCAUCUCAAAGUGUAAUAAACUGUAUCAGCAUUUCCACCGUU
Sebastes umbrosus (honeycomb rockfish) is the source of this 4408-nucleotide messenger RNA. RefSeq names its product coiled-coil domain containing 50 (gene ccdc50). The record is from RefSeq and is a predicted model, not a curated record. Bases 287 to 2158 code for a protein of 623 amino acids. Gene Ontology annotation, cellular component: cytoplasm. Lineage: Eukaryota; Metazoa; Chordata; Actinopteri; Perciformes; Sebastidae. Gene Ontology annotation, molecular function: ubiquitin protein ligase binding. The transcript has 12 exons.